AUGAUCGAAUCAGAGCUGGUUGCAUCGGGAUCUGUGAAUGGCGUGCUGUUUGGAAAACAUUACAACCGUUCUAUAAGGGCUCAUAAAAUCAUCUAUGAAGCGAUGGAAAGGUUACGUUUUCAAGCCUUUGAGAAAUCUUUACCAACUACAGAAAAUAGUCCACUCCACGCGAUUGGUAUUAGUGUACAAGAAGAUUCGGAAAGGGAGAUGUUUGUGGAUAUCUGCACCAGCAAUAUUGUCACCGAUGCAAAAACGAAGUACGAGCUGUUCAUUAAGAAGCGAAGCAAAGAAAACCCGCUGUUUGCAUUCUGGUCUAAAUAUAUCGACAUGGUACAGCUGCUUUUACUUUACAUCCGAACGACUAGAACAUCAGACUGGACACUCCAUCUCAGUUCCUUAAGAUCUAUGAUCCCCUGGUUUUUCGCCACAGAUCGAGUGAAUUAUUCCCGGUAUGCACCAUGCUAUUGGCUAGAAAUGAUGUGCCUCGAGGAAACUCAUCCAUGUAAGUGUAUCGAUUGACGGUGAAAACAAUCAAUUUCUAGAGAAAUGAAUAAUGAUUUGAAAUUUGCAUAGCGGGACCAAAUCGGCGGGCUGUCUACGCCACGGACCCAUAUAGUGUAGUGAGUAAGUGAACUGCAAAUUGCAAAGGUCAAUGUGUCUUUACGACGGAUGUUAAUACGUUUUGUCUUUCAAUCUUUGUUUUGUAUUACCUCUUUGGUAGAUGUGGCCGCAAACAUUGAAGAUAACUGGACUGUUCAAAGACAAGAGGGAUAUGCGUUCUCAGGCGUGGCAUGUGAUCAAACGAUUGAACAAACCCUGAACAGGUUAGAAUUCCCUCACAUAUAA
Molecule: messenger RNA, 846 nt
Organism: Paramuricea clavata
Lineage: Eukaryota; Metazoa; Cnidaria; Anthozoa; Malacalcyonacea; Plexauridae
Source: the annotation of a GenBank genome assembly